GGAUCCUGGUGAGAGAAGUGUAGCUGUCACCAAAGCAUCUCCUAAGCGAACCUUCGACAGGCGGCACUUUGCAAGCUCUAUCGUGCCCGGCUACCAGCUUGCCCUCUCUCCUUUCAAGCGGCCUGUACAUCAUUAGACAGGUUACGAAGCUCAGGCCGUUCAGCAUCUGCCAUUUGACAUCUUCCUUCCUCUUCCACCAACCCAUUUACUUCCCUUUGCACGAUCUAGCCCCUUCUUACGAUGGUGCGACUCCUUCCCAGUAUAGUGGGCGCAGCAGCUGCGGCUGCUUCUUGCCUGGUCGGCACCACGGAGGCAGCCGCGACCUCACGACAAGUCACGACGACCUACUGCAAGCCAAGUCAGCCUUGCUGGCCAAGCCAAGCUGAUUGGGAUGCAUUCAACCAGAGUAUAGGUGGACGGCUUAUCAAAGUGACACCUUGGGCAGACUCAUGCUUUGCCAAACCCAACGGCUUCAAUGCGCUGCAAUGCACUGCCGUCAAACAAGGUUACACGGAUCAAAAUGCCCGUCAAGACGUCAUUGGAGUCACGAUGGUCGACAACUGGUCGCAGUGCGGCGACGAUAGCUGCGCGCUAGAUCCUAGGAGCAGCCCCCUUGGCCUGACUGUUGCCCCGGAAGGUGGUGGCAGCAAGACCUGCGGCUUGGGGAGAAUCAGCCCUUACGCUGUCAACGUCGACUCCGCAGAGACGGCGAGCAAAGCCAUCCUGUUCGCGAAAGCUCGUCGAAUUAAGCUGACUAUCAAGAACACCGGGCACGACUACCUUGGCCGCAGUUCCGGUCCCGACGGACUGACCAUCUGGACCCACAAUCUCAAGUCGAUCUCAUACGUCGAAAAUUUCAAUGGAAAGGGCAAUGCGCUCGUAAUGGGCUCUGGUGUGCAAGCAGAUCAAGCAUACACCUUUGCAAGUCAGAAUGGCAAAGCUAUUGCGCUCGGCGCCGUGGCCACCGUCGGUAUCGCAGGUGGCUUCGCCUUCGGUGGAGGUCAUGGCCCGCUUGCUCCAACACGUGGCAUGGCCGUUGACAACAUCUUGCAAGUUACGGUCGUGACUGCUGACGGUACAAUCCGCAGAGCGAACAGCGAGACAAACUCUGAUCUCUUUUGGGCCAUUCGCGGUGGUGGCGGUGGUUCUUGGGGCGUCAUCACGGAAACCGUCAUGAAGGUGCACCCCGACGGUCCCGUUCAAAAUCUCGAGUACAUCGUCGACUUCAAAGCGGUACCGGAAGCGAACAGAGAUGCUGCACGCAUCGGCUACAUGGCCAAGCUUGCAGAAGUUCAGGAAAACCUGAUCAAGAAUGGCUGGGUUGGAUAUCAUUUCAUCAACUCGGACACGUUCCUAGGCUCGGUCGGGGUUCCUUCUUCUGAUUACGCAAAAGCCACUCAGGAAGUUGCGCCGCUAGUCGACUACAUCAAAGCCCAGCCUGGCUUCACCUUCAUUCCCGUUGGUCCGCUCACCACGUACCCAACGCUCGACCUCUACCGUCGCAAGCUGGGGCUCAGUUCCCCACGCCUCACACCCGUCGGCUACGCGCAACGACUCUCUUCGCGCUUGAUUUCACGUUCCACCUUUGCCACAAAUGUAAGCCGCAAUGCGCUCGCAACGGACCUCAACUCCGCUUUCAAACGUGUGAGCGAGGCUCAGCAAAAGUACGCCGACCAUACCGAUCCCAUCGCACUCUUCAUCUUCGCGACCACUCCGUUGCCUUCAGCUAUGGGAGGUCCCAGGGGCGCGGACACCAGUCUCAAUGCAGCGUGGCGCGACAGCUUCUGGCACGUCGUCAGCGCCGCAAACUGGGUCGAGGGCAUACCAAGACAAGGCAAGGAUGACAUCGCUAAAGCUGUGCAAGAUGCGGCCAACUUUUACCGAAAGUACGGAUCGGGUGCGUACAUCAACGAGGCCAGCGUGGACGAGGUGGAUUGGCAAGGCGCCUUCUAUGGCGGAGGAGCCAACUAUAACAAGCUUUUGCAGAUCAAGAAAAAGUACGACCCCAACAAUGCGUUCCUGGUUUGGAAGGGUGUUGGCUGGACGGGCGCAGGGGAUCGCUUCGCGUGCUACAACUUCAAUUAAGCGUGUGUGUCUCCCUCUCUUUACGGCCGUUGCUGGUGUUCGUUCCCUCUUCUCUCGCCUUUUCGCCCUUGUCUUCCACCCCGCUCUGUUACCUCGAUCAGCUUUACAGCGGCAAAUCUGCCAGACCAAUGCAUACGAUGUCACGCGUCU
Messenger RNA from Ceraceosorus guamensis, 2235 nucleotides. RefSeq lists its product as hypothetical. Lineage: Eukaryota; Fungi; Basidiomycota; Exobasidiomycetes; Ceraceosorales; Ceraceosoraceae. The record is from RefSeq and is a predicted model, not a curated record. Gene Ontology annotation, molecular function: FAD binding; oxidoreductase activity. The transcript has 4 exons. Bases 241 to 2085 code for a protein of 614 amino acids.